GCUGUCAUCCGUCAGUCCCAUCCAAACGUUCCAUCACAGCAGCAGCAGCAGCAGCAGCAGCAGUAGCAGCAGGAGCAGAAGCAGCGGUCCGUUUCCUAUUUUGUUGGGCUUUAUUUUUGCGUUCUGCAACGUAAACUCUUUUCCACAGCGUGACCCUUGAUUGUCGGCGAAACAAUAUUCGCCAUUUUGUGCGUGUGGUGGCAGUGAUGGUGGCAUAUUUCCCGUGUGCCUGUGUGUGAUGUGUAUGCUGGCUGUUAAGUGAAUCGUGCGAGGCGCACGCCAGCAGCAGCGGACAUCGGUCUGCCUGGUGCUUUCCGUACAACAACAAUCAAUCCCGGUCCAAUCAGCCAACCCAAACAGAACAACCUCGGCCAGAGGCGAACCCCCCCACCCCCGGGUCCCACGCGUGCUCAAUCAAGUGCCGUUCAAACUUUCGUACAAUCAGCACCUCAAGCGCCCCACCAACAACAACAACAACGAAGACAAACAAAAACGCAGAAAAUCUCUCCCGGCAGAAGAAAAUAAAGUAAAACAACAAAACGAUGGAUCCCACCGAUGAGGAGGCUUCGGCUAACCAGCUGUCGUCCGACGAUAUCGAGCAAAACUUCCUGACGCAGUUUAGCUCGAUGGUGACAACGGACAAGGAGGAGCUGAUCCACCAGUUUCAGUCGAUCGGCGAGAACGUUAAUUACUCCACGGCGACCUUCUUCCUCGAUAUGACCAACUGGAAUCUGCAGGCCGCGGUAGGAUGUUACUUUGAUUUUAUGGCCCAAAAUCGGCAACCGUCGAUGAAGCUGCUCAACGACAUCACAGUAGGCAAGGGCGAGAAGAUCACACCAAACACAGCUAUCAAGCUGACCUGGCUGCUGCAGAACAAUGGUGAGGUGGCGUGGCCAAGCGGCACGUACGUGAGCCUGCGCCAGAUCCCCAACCUGCGGGAGCAAAACAUUCCGCUGUCGUACGAGGACCUGAAGUACUACGUGCCUGCCGUGCUGCCGAACGAUACGGUGACCGUGUCGGUGCAGCUGGUCAGCCCGUCCACGGUCGGGCUGUUCGAAACCGUCUGGUCGAUCUACACCCCGAGCGGCAUCAGCUUCGGAGAAAACAUCAUUUCGCGGAUCGAGGUAAGCGCGGAUGGCACGAUGGCGGUCACGCAACAGUUUUCCCAUCUGCAAACUAGCUCGACCGCCGAGCUGAAUCCGCAGCAGAACGCCCCGGAGUCGCAGCCGAACCAGCUGGACGAUAGCGAAAUGUGGGGAUAGCCAAGCGACAACAGCGUUCGGACUACCGCGCCAGCCACCUCUGUACAGCACACUGUAGUGUAAUGACUUGUCUCCGGCCCUUGUGUUUGCGUUGCCGUUCCUACCCUCAGUUGCUGGCUGCCGCAUACUACACUCUCCACUAAACGAGUUCGUU
This is a messenger RNA of Anopheles gambiae (African malaria mosquito), 1416 nucleotides long. RefSeq names its product protein ILRUN. The record is from RefSeq and is a predicted model, not a curated record. Gene Ontology annotation, cellular component: phagophore assembly site. The transcript has 6 exons. Gene Ontology annotation, molecular function: ubiquitin binding. Gene Ontology annotation, biological process: macroautophagy. NCBI's taxonomy places the organism in Eukaryota, Metazoa, Arthropoda, Insecta, Diptera, Culicidae. Bases 543 to 1262 code for a protein of 239 amino acids.